UGGUUACGCCCAAGCGGUUUACUGUCACGUGUCCGUCUUAGUUUAAUGAUGAGUGCUCUGUGACUAAAAUACAAAAAACAAAAAAAAAAAUGAAACUGUUGUCCAUAUUUAUCAUAUUCCUCUGGCUGAGGACCAGUGUUAAAGGAGAUUGUGUGAUGCGAGAAGUAUGCGGCAUCUUCGGAGGAUUCAAGAAAUCUUGCUAUUAUAAUGGACCAGCUUUACCAGUUUUAGACGGACUAACACCCGAAGUACGCAACUCAACUCUUGAAAUAAUAGAAAGAAGAUGCCCGUUCCUUUUAUACGAUGAGAAUGACAAUAGGUUACCCGACGACCAAGUGCUGGCGUGCUGCGACAGUGCGCAGCUUGUGGGCAUGGUUGAGGGUCUCCUGAUAGCUGAUGGCGUGCUUGGCCGCUGCCCAACCUGCAUGCGCAACUUUCAGCGGCAAAUCUGCGAAAUGAACUGUUCGCCGGACCAAGCACGAUUCGUAGAAGUGGAUACAACGACAGAAUCGGGCGUGAGGUAUGUUAGUGAAGUGUACUACAGGGUGUACAACGACUUUAUGAUCGACGCACACGCUUCUUGCGCCGGAGUGAUAGUUCCACAAACUGGUAUGCCUGCUAUCAACAUGAUGUGCGGCGAUGCUCCUGUCUGUGAUGCUGACGCUUUUUUCGGUUUCACCGGUGAUACUUCUUCCAACCCUCUCGCGCCCGUUCAAGUAAAUUUCUUACGCUGGCCGACUCCGGAAGACUCGAUGAAUGCUCGUGCCCCUCCGUGCAAUGAAACCAAUUUCGAUGAUUUCCCAUGCAGCUGCGUUGACUGUUCAAACGUGUGUCCCAGUGGCAAUGAGCCGUAUGUUCCUGAAAUGUGCACAGUGGUCUCAUUGAACUGCGCAGCUUUUUCUACGGGACUGAUAGUUUUAAUAAUAACCGUGGGCAUAUUCACUUUUCUAACAGUAAAAGAGGCCAAGAAAAUGAGACAAUCUACAAUCCAAGAUAGACCUAAGCCACUACAGCCGAAAAAACCAAAGUUGAAUAUGAUGCAACUUAUGUUCCAAAAGAUAUUUUCAAAAGUAGGUGCCUUUUCAGCUAACAACGCGAUUUUAACUAUUAUGCUGACUUCGUGGCUUGCUUUUGCUGCCUUGUUCGGUGUGUUCCAAUUAAAUCUUACAGCAAAUCCGUUAGAGCUGUGGUCCUCUCCAGAUUCUAUAAGCAGAGCUGAUUUUAACUAUUUCAAUUCUAGAUUUGGUCCAUUUUAUAGAACUGCUCAAGUUUACAUGCAGAUGAAGGGAUUAGAUUCCUUUGUGUUCAACAAUGUGACAUAUGGGCCAGCAUUUAGAUUGGAAGCUAUUGAAGAAUUAGUAAAAUUAGAAGACGCUAUUUUGAAUAUCGGCAGGGACAAUGGCGGAGUGAAGUUAGAGGAAGUGUGUUUUGCGCCAUUACGCCUUCGCGGUGGGGAACAGUUGCUUGACCAGUGCACGCUCAUGUCAGUAUCAGUAUACCUAGGAAGUAGUCGCAACAACAUAAAUAACCAAACAUAUUUAAAUCAAAUUACUGGUUGUAUAAACAACUUUUACGGGCUUGACUGCUUGGCAUCUUGGGGAGGUGGUUCAGAACCAGAAAUAACAUUUGGAGGUUUUGAUGGCGAUGACAUAUUCAGUGCAGAUACUUUGUUAAUAAAUAUACCCGUAUCUAAUCAUCUUUUGCAAGCCGAUUUGGAACCCGCACUGGAAUGGGAAAACAGUUUUUUGGAAUUAAUGCACGAAUAUGCUGCUAACGGUAAACCACAUUUUGUAGAUGUAUCUUACGCUGCGGAAAGAUCUAUAGAAGAUGAGAUCGAACGAGUCUCCGUUUCAGAAGCCGUGCCCAUUGCUAUCAGUUAUGUGCUUAUGUUCGUGUACGUAACUAUUUCUCUGGGUAAUAUCAGAUAUUGCAGGACGUGGUUUGUUGACAGCAAAAUAACGGUAGCUCUAGGAAGUAUCACGGUGGAAAUCAUAGCCAUUCUUUGUGCCGUGGGCACAAUGGGAUAUGCCGGUAUAACAUUAACGUUGUUAGCAAUUAAUGUGAUUCCAUUCUUUGUAUUAUCCGUUGGUAUUGACAACGUGUUUUUAAUGGUCAAUACAAUUCAUAGCAUUGAGAGCAAUUUAAAAUCUUAUGAUGAUUACAAACCUGAUAUGAAUCUAGAACAAAAGAGAAUAUAUGUCUUUUCGAAAAUGAUGGGCAAAGUAGGACCAUCUAUGUUUGUUGCCUCUGUUACCCAAGUAACGUGCUUUGGUGUAGGUGCUCUUGCUAAUUUCCCGGCUGUAGUUACGUUUUCAGUAUUUGCCUGUAUAUCCUUGGGAUUUCUGUUUGUGUUCCAAAUAACAACUGUCGUCGCUAUAUUGUCUUUAGACUAUAAACGAACAUCCCAGAAUAGGUUUGAUAUUUUUUGUUGUAUUCAGAAAAAGAUUCUUGAUGAUGAAAAUCCUCUCACGUCCGAAUCUCCUCGCAUGAGUCUUACGCAAAAAUUAAUGGAACCAUAUGCCAAGUUCCUUCUUAACUGGAAAGUGAAAAUCUUUGUUGUCGUUGUUUUCAUCGCUAUGUUAGUUGCCAGCAUUUUCCUCAUCCCAAAAAUAGAUAUAGGUCUAGACCAAGAAAUGGCUUUGCCGCAGGAUUCAUACGUAUACAAAUACUUACAGUCCGUAAGUGAGCUCCUCCGCCUCGGUCCGCCAGUAUACUUCGUUCUUAAAAGCGGCUUAAACUUUACCAACACAGAACAUCAAAAUAUUAUUUGUGGUGGUCAAUUAUGCCACGAAGAUUCUCUAAUUAUUCAAAUAUUUUUAGCAGCGCAACAUGAAGAAAUCACUUAUAUCUCUAGAAGUUCUAAUUCGUGGAUAGACGAUUAUUUCGACUGGUCUAGUCUACAGGGUGCAUGCUGCAAGUACAAUGUCACAGACGAAAGUUUCUGUCAAAGUUCAGAUAUGUCUCCUGAAUGUGUAGAUUGCGUAAUCGAAAGAGAUGAAUCUGCUCGGGGGCUGCGGAUGUCCGCCGAGGCAUUCACUCGUUACCUUCCGUUUUUCUUACAAGAUACUCCUACUGAAACAUGUAGUAAAGGAGGGUUAGCCAGUUAUUUUAACGGUGUUAAUUAUGUUUUAGACUCAGAGGGUAGGGCCACCGUCCAUGACUCCCAUUUCAUGGCAUACCACUCUCCGUUGUCCACGUCUCAAGACUACAUCACAGCGGUUCGAUACGGGUACGAAGUGAGCCAUAACAUUACCGCUACCAUAAAGGAGCGCACGAAUUUAGAUGUUGAGGUCGUCCCUUACUCCGUUUUCUACGUUUUCUAUCAUCAGUAUUUGACUAUGUGGAGGGAUACGUUCACUUCGAUCGGUUAUUGUCUAAUCGGAGCGAUGGUAUUCAAUCUCAUAGCUUCAGGUUUUAAUCUGUUAACCACGUUCGCUGUGAUGUGCACCACGGUUAUGGUGGUAGUUAACAUGAUGGGCGUUAUGUAUAUUUGGAGCAUUCCUCUUAAUGCUGUGUCAACCGUCAAUUUGAUUGUCUCCAUCGGCAUUGCUGUAGAGUUUUGUUCUCAUUUGGCAUAUUCGUAUGCUACUAGUCCGGUGCCCAGAGAGGACAGGGUAGAAGACGCCCUCAAAGCUGUUGGAGCGACGAUUAUAACUGGUAUAACCUUUACCAAUAUACCAGUUGUUGUCCUAGCGUUCUCCUACACCGAAAUUAUUGAGGUAUUCUUCUUUAGGAUGUUCUUUAGUUUAGUCGUUGUAGGCUUUUUACAUGGAAUGAUAUUCUUCCCAGUGUUAUUAAGUUAUUUAACGAAUUUAAGAUCAAAAUAACUUCUGAGUGCAGGCAUAGCAAUCUAAAUAAUUUUGACUUGUGCAAUGUAUGGAAAAAGACGCAUUUUCAUUGUAAUUUUAUAAUUAGAAUUACCUAAGCCUGAUGAAGAAAAGGAUAAUUAUGUAUACCUAUUAAUAGGUAACCGAUAUUAAGUAGAUCUUACGUAUAAUGACAAUUCGGUACCUACGUCCUGUCUAAAGUUUGGUAAACAUGUAAAGAUUUGAAAAACUGUACUGACUGUACCUAAGUUAAGUUGUAAAUAAAUGUAAUUAUAUAAUAA
This is a messenger RNA of Leguminivora glycinivorella, 4108 nucleotides long. RefSeq names its product NPC intracellular cholesterol transporter 1 homolog 1b-like. Gene Ontology annotation, cellular component: membrane. Lineage: Eukaryota; Metazoa; Arthropoda; Insecta; Lepidoptera; Tortricidae. The record is from RefSeq and is a predicted model, not a curated record. The transcript has a single exon. Bases 90 to 3827 code for a protein of 1245 amino acids.